ACGCCGUUUCUCUUGCAAAACCGGGUGUCUUUGCGGGCGGAGCCUUCAGGCGAAAUCGCCGAUCCGGGGAAGGGAGAUGCAGUUCUUCGGGGGCUCCGACAUCAGCCCGUCGCCGCCCGCGCCGACGGCGGCGGGGCACAACGCGAACGUGAUGUACGUGUUCAACCGGAACGGCGCGUGCUUGUUCUACCGGGAGUGGAACCGCCCCCUCCGGACCCUGAACCCCCAGCAGGACCACAAGCUGAUGUUCGGCCUCCUCUUCUCCCUCAAAUCCCUCACCGCCAAGAUGGAUCCCACCACCUGUGGGGACAAAGGAAAUCUUGGGGUGCCGCAGUUACCAGGCCAGGGUUGUUCAUUUCACAGUUUCCGCACUAACACAUACAAACUUAGUUUCAUGGAAAGUCCUUCUGGUAUAAAGAUAAUAUUGGUUACACAUCCUAGGACCGGUGAUCUACGCGAAGCUUUGAAGUAUAUAUACAGUCUAUAUGUUGAAUAUGUGGCUAAAAACCCUCUCUACGCUCCAGGAACUCCUAUCAGGUGUGACCUUUUCAAUACAAAUCUUGACCAAUUUGUAAGGAGCAUUUCGUAAAACCUCGGUAUGGAGCUAAAUAUGUAUAUGCUUUUUGGUCAUGGAUCAAGCUUAGUGGACAAUCUGGAGAAUUGGUUGAUUGUGAUGUGCCUGCUUGGUGUAUUAUGUGCCUCUCUCUUUGCUGCCAGUGCUAGUCCAACUCCAAUCUUCCUACAUUUGUGUAUCAGCCGCUUCUUUGGUGACGGAUUAACAGAGGAAUUUUUCUAUGCUCCUCUUUCUUCUAUAUGAAUGAUAGUGAUUGUUGCAGUGGACAUUACUCUGUAGCCCUCUUUUUUUUCUUUCUUUUAUGGCUUAUCAUCGGGAUGUGCAAAAGUUGUUGGAAGGAGUUGAUUCUCAUGUCUUAAUCUAAAUUUUGAGCCCAUAUAACUUUACACGACUCAAAAUACACAAAGCUGCAAGCAUCUGCAGUGAACUUUUAUAUUGCUA
Syzygium oleosum is the source of this 1015-nucleotide messenger RNA. RefSeq lists its product as uncharacterized. Gene Ontology annotation, cellular component: TRAPP complex. The coding region runs from base 77 to 589 and encodes 170 amino acids. Gene Ontology annotation, biological process: endoplasmic reticulum to Golgi vesicle-mediated transport. NCBI's taxonomy places the organism in Eukaryota, Viridiplantae, Streptophyta, Magnoliopsida, Myrtales, Myrtaceae. The transcript is spliced from 4 exons. The record is from RefSeq and is a predicted model, not a curated record.